Molecule: messenger RNA, 3211 nt
Organism: Diatraea saccharalis (sugarcane borer)
Lineage: Eukaryota; Metazoa; Arthropoda; Insecta; Lepidoptera; Crambidae
Source: the annotation of a GenBank genome assembly
CCAUUUGCAAAUUUUGUGAAUUGUUUCGUGGUUCUCGUGUGCUGUUUUGAAAUUACGCUAGUGAUAAUACAAGUACUACAAAUGCCAACGAAUAUAGGAUAUCGUAGCAUUCAGUGAUAAUUUCCAUGUGAGUAAAUAACUUGGUAAAAUUUGUCGUAAUUUUGGACCAAAUAUGAAGCUUGAUUAUAGCCGGAUGCAAAAUGGCGACACUGAAUUCAAAUAAACUCUCACUUUUAUCUGUAGUACUAGUUACCUACUAUCAUAUUUACGUCAUAAGAUUUAAUAUUUCUUUAUUGAUCUUUUAGAAAUCAUAAUGGAGCCGACUCUGGACUCGUCCUUGGUGGCGCAGUCCAUAAAUUACCACGGUCAACAACUUCAAAAAACGUGGGAAGCUGAACGUGGCGAAGAUGAUCUUGCUAAAAUUGGCGUGGGUGCUUUGGAUUUUGCUGUAUACCAGUCCAGGCACAAGCACUUGACAUUUCAAGAUCGCUCUAAAAGAUUGAAACUUCAUCAAUUCAUCGCCAAAGAAGCCAACUCUUUGUUUGAUGUCUCUCUCUCAGAGGAGACACCGUCAUCCUCCAGCUUGGGAACUGAUUCAACUACACCAGAAGACAAUUUGUAUGCACUAAUGCCUCCUUUUGAGACAUUCUUGAAUGUUGAUAAAGUAGCUCGACUGAGACAUUUCUUUGAUAAUGUGAAGACGGGGGAACUGAUCAUUGGAGCUGUCAUCAAUAGAACUGCAUCUGGUAUGAUGUUGAAAGUCUUGUGUACAGCAGGACCUACAUCUAGAUAUGUAGCUGAUAUAAAUGUCAAGGCUUUUUUACCUGUUACGAAUAUCAUACCAGCUGUGGACAAGAAAAAUGUAUCAAGAAACUACCUAAUGAAUGACACUGUAUGCUGUGAAGUCAUAGAAGUUAUUCCCGAUACUGACAAAAUGGUGUGCGGCAUGAAAGGAGUCACCAGAGGCCCAGAUGAUCCACCGCCAAAGCCUCCUCUAGGACUUCUCAGCACUGAUGACUUUCCAUUGGUUUACAAGAAAACAAUGGAUAUGAAGGGAGAGAGUUAUGAAGCUAUUUUGGAGAAGAGUCCAGGCUUCAAUAACCCCAACUGCGUCCAAUAUCUCUCUGAACUUCUUGGCAUUGCAAACAUGCACUGUACCAACUUUGCAUCAUUGAGGGGAGGAUUUGCGCCUUCGGAAUGUGUGGAUGAACUUCGUCAGGCUCAAGCUAGCAAGUGGGCAUUCCGUUCAGUUGCUGAAGGCAUUGAACAUUUCAAGGCAGGAAGACAUUCUGAAGCUUUCCAGUGCCUCAACAAAGCGUUGAGCAUAGAUCCAAGAAAUGUAGAGGGGUUAGUAGCCAGAGGAGCUUUAUAUGCAAAUAGUGGGACAUUCAAAAAAGCCAUAGAAGAUUUUGAGACUUCAUUAAAAUUAAAUCCAAAUCAUGCUAAUGCAAGAAAGUACCUUGGUGAAACGUUGGUUGCAUUAGGCCGCAGUUAUGAAGAUGAAAACAAGAUUACUGAAGCUCAAAAAGCUUACGAAGAUUGCUUAGCUAUCAUACCGUUUCAUGAAGAAGCACAGAAUUCAUUAGAUUUCCUCAAAAGCAAAACAUCUACAACUAAACCUUUGAUAGAACCGGCUGAGUUGCUACUCCCUGGUUUGACGGGAGCAAAGUCUUUUGAAAUGAAGGAGACACUGAAGCAAUUAUUAAAUCUAACUGAAAAAAAGGAUAAGAAAAAGAAGAAAAAGCGUGGAAAAGGCAAAAAGAAGAGAUCAAGCAGCUCAUCAUCAUCAUCAAGUGAUUCAUCCAGUUCUAGUUCAUCAUCAGAAUCUUCGUCGUCUUCGUCUGAAACUAGUGACUCGGAGGGACCAAACCGUAAGAAGAAACGUCGCUCGCAGUCUAACAACAAAAGGCAGCGUUCUCUAUCUCCAUUGAGCAAGCGUAUGGCGAUGCUCGGCGAGGCGGAUUCUGCGUCGCGUACGCAUAACUCGCAGUUUAACCAUCCUUACGGAUAUCAACCGCCUCCGCCGCCUGUCGAGGAGAACCACAUACAACCAAUGCGGUCUCAAGCUGAUAUCGACUAUGAGUUAAAGGUUCGAAAAUUCUUAGAAAUGACCAAAGAAGAUUCAGACUAUGAAGACAAAGUUCGUAAUUUCUUAGAAGAAACUGCUCAGUACAAGAGGAAUCGUAAAAUGCAAGAGCUGGGCCAGCAACCACAACCGGGAGCCGAGCAUGACAAGAAAAAAAAGAAAAAGAAAGAUAAGAAAAAGAAGAAAGAAUCGAAGCGUAAACGCAAAGAGCAAGAAAGAGAAGAAAAAAGGAAGGCGAAGUUGGCGCGCUCUGCCGCUAACAACUCUGAAUACAGCCUUCGUGAUUUAGAGAGUCUGAGUGAUAAAAAACUAAGAGAUGCUAUAAGAAAAAAAUCAAAGAGAGACCUCAGUUCGGACGGGGAAUAUGACAGAAAACAUGGUGACAAAAGGAUUUUAGAUGAUAUGCAUGGCCUGGAAGAAUUGGAGUCUAAGUUGAGUGCAUACCAUGUUAUGGUGGAGAAGGAGGUGUUGGGCAAGCGCGAUGGUCGCGGUUCUAUCAGUCCCAUAGAUCAAGCACCACCUCCACCUCUGGAAACGCCAAAGUGGAAGAUGUCUAUGAGUGCUGUUAAAGAUUCCAGGGUAAAGAAGAAGGAAACGCCAGUACCUAAAGGAUACAGGGAACGUUACGCAUUCGAAGAUAGUUCUGAUGACUCUCAAGAUGCUAAGCCGGCGCCGGGCGAUAAAAAUGUAUCGGUGCGUCGUGCGAUGGCGAUGAAAGAGUUGCCGCCGCUGCCCAGCGCGCCGCCGCCCGGCAAGUCGCGCGAACCAGACCCGCCCGGCACUGAACCAUCGCACCCGCCGGUGCGCAAAGGAAACAUAGUGUUAGACAAAUUCGGUUCGUUCCGGCUGGCGCAGGAAGGAGAAACUCCUGUAUCGGUGGGCGAUGGAAGACCGGAACAGUUCGUGACUCGGAUCAAACCGCCCUCGCCCACCACUAGACGACCACGAUCGCCUCCGUCACCACGACGACGAUCGUCCAACUCGUCAGACGACGACAGAAGAUCACCUAAAAGGUCACGUAGCAGGUGCGUCCUUACUAACAAGAAUAACUAAACCUUUAUUCAGUAUUUUACUAGAAUCAAAUCAAUAUGUUUGCCAGAAGACUGUUACUUAAACAGGUCAUUA